Molecule: messenger RNA, 933 nt
Organism: Porites evermanni
Lineage: Eukaryota; Metazoa; Cnidaria; Anthozoa; Scleractinia; Poritidae
Source: the annotation of a GenBank genome assembly
AUGAACUUAACUUCAUUGCCUGUACCGUCCAGACAAUCAGCGUACGUUUUCCUUGUUCUGUCUUCCAUGCUUGCGGUAUUAAUCAUAACAGGAAACUCGCUUGUUAUCGCUGCAUAUCGAAAGAACACCCGCCUUCAAACUCGCACCAAUGUCUUUAUUGUGAGUCUAGCCGUGUCGGACUUACUCGUCGGUGGUAUUUCCGUGCCGAUAUGGACAUAUCUUACGUUCGUUAACUACGAGCAAGAUCUGGACGGUUUCUUUGAGUUCUUCAUAAACUUUGACCGGUUUAGCGCUUUGGCGUCCAUUUUCCAUUUAACUGCCAUCUCGCUUGAACGAUACAUGGCAAUCUCAAGACCUUUCGACCACGGGAUGCGGUCGUUUCGCUUCUACAAAUACAUGGUGAUCUCAGCCUGGAUCACAGCUGGUGCAAUGACGAUAUUGUCCGUAUUUUCUAAGUUGUUUGCUUUCACUGCCGUCAGCACUGUCAUCGUGUUUACAUUCGGGUUCCUAUUACAGGCAGUUUUAAUGCUGACCGUGUACGUAAGAAUCUUCAGAACAGCGCGAGCCCUUAUCGACAGAACCCCCAAUACCCGAACGGAGGAAUCGAUACGAAAUCGGGUACGCGAGGAGCGCAAGGUAGCCUUGACAGUGAGCGUUGUUACCAUUCUAUUUCUGUUGGCCUGGUUACCUUUCUUUGUCAUGUCCAUGCUUGGGCAAUUUUGUAUGCAUUGUUUUCCAGAAGGAGAUGCUCAAAACACGCUGGUGACUUUUGCAAAAUGGAUGCAUUAUACAAACAGUGGUGUAAAUCCAUUGGUAUAUGCGUUUAGAGAUAAAGAAAUGCGAUGCAGCUUUAUGAAACUUAUUAGGAUCCGUGGAAGUGAACAAGGCGGGCUUCGGCGAUCACAUUUUGCCGUCGAAUUCAUGUCGCGAUGA